GACAACUGGAUUUGAAUUGGAUGGAUUCCAAUCUGGGGACGGCGCUGUAGCACAGUAUUUCGUUGAUCAACAUGAAGUUGAUCCUGAUAUGAUAACAGUGAUGGGUGGUAGUCAUGGUGGUUUCAUUUCUGGACACCUUAUUGGAAAAUAUCCGGAUUUUUAUAAAUCUUGUAUCUUGUUAAAUCCAGUAUUAAAUAUUGGAGGAAUGGUAGCAGUAACUGACAUUCCAGAUUGGUGCUUUGCAGAACUAGGCCUACCAUACUCUCAAUCUAAGCCAUCAAUUCUCAAACCGUCAGACUAUACCAAGAUGUAUGAAAAUUCACCAAUUUCAAAUAUAGAUAAAGUGAAAACGCCAACUUUAUUACUUCUUGGUGAAAAUGAUAAAAGAGUACCACACGUUGAUGGAUUGGCAUGGUGGUACUAUUUGAAAGGACAGGGCAAGGUAGAGAUACAUUGUAAGAUGUAUAAAGAGACCGGGCAUUCAUUGGAUAGCGUUGAAGCUGAAAUUCAAAGCGUUGAUGCUAUUACUAAAUUUUUAAAAGAAAAGAUCGGAUUGUGA
Molecule: messenger RNA, 559 nt
Organism: Dentiscutata heterogama
Lineage: Eukaryota; Fungi; Glomeromycota; Glomeromycetes; Diversisporales; Gigasporaceae
Source: the annotation of a GenBank genome assembly